UCUCUCUCUCGGACUGAAGUUGAGCUUUUGGAUUGUUUUCCUCUGUUUGGAUUGUAACUUUUUCUUUUGCAGGAUCAAACUGGACUCUUCUCGACAUUCCCUGUUUUUCUUUUUUUUUUAAAUCUUUUUCUGACUGACGCGGCUGUGUGCCGUCUGGCGCUCCGGUAACCCUCCCGGUAACCCCCCUCCCUGCCCCGGAACCCAGCCUGGACCGAGGCUCUGCUGGGUUCUGGUCCGGGUCCGCAGGAUGCGGACCCUGGUCCUUCUGUCCUGGUUCUGGAUGUGGACGAGGAGCCAACGUUUGGACCACCACAGCUGGAUGGAGCAGGUGGACUCGUCCAAUGGUCUCUGUCGUCAUGGGAACAGCGUGGAGUGCUGCUGGGGCUGGAGACAGACGGACUGGGGACGGUGUCAGCCUCUUUGUCAGGAGGGAUGUAAACAUGGAGAGUGUGUUGGACCGGACAGAUGCAGAUGUCACCCGGGAUACACCGGAAAGACGUGUAACCAAGAUCUGAAUGAGUGUGGUCUGAAGCCUCGGCCCUGUAAGCACCGCUGCAUGAACACACUGGGCAGCUUCAAGUGUUACUGUCCCAACGGAUACACACUCCAGCCCGACGGCAGCUGUCGCAAUGCCCAGACCUGUUUCCAUGCCAACUGCCAGUACGGCUGUGAGGUGGCGAAGGGUUCGGUCCGCUGCACCUGUCCGUCUCCGGGGUUACGGCUCGGCCCGGACAGACGCACCUGUGUCGACAUUGACGAGUGUGCGUCGGGCCGGGGGGCGUGUCCUCGCCGCAGGAAGUGUGUGAACACGUUUGGGAGCUUCCUGUGCAGGUGUCACCUGGGAUUCAAACUGACGUACAUCAACGGGCGGUACAGCUGCAUCGAUAAAGACACUCGGCUGUUCUGUUCUCUCAAUCCAUCGUCUCCAAAGUGUCGCUGCAAAGAUGGAAGAUGUCAAGCCAUCCUGAAAGUGGAUGUGGAACCACCGAGGCCGAGAACUCCAGCUGGCACCUCCCCCACCCCCACUGUCACCAUGGCAACUGUGACUACUGUACCUAUUCCAACCACAAAAAUCACUACGAUUCACAUGGCGACCACCAUUCCCAUGACAACCACUGUUCCUACAAGAUCCACUGUUCACAUGACGACCAUCGUUCCCACGACAACCACUGUUCUCACGACGACCACUGUUUCCAUGACAACCACUGUUCCCACGACGACCACUGUUCCCAUGACAACCACUGUUCCCAAGACGACCACUGUCCCCAUGACAACCACUGUUCCCACGACAACCACUGUUCCCAUGACAACCACUGUUCCCACAACGACCACCGUUCCCAUGACAACCACUGUUCCCAUGACAACCACUGUUCCCAAGACGACCACUGUUCCCAUGACAACCACUGUUCCCACGACAACCACUGUUCCCAUGACAACCACUGUUCCCACGACGACCACCGUUCCCACGACGACCUCUGUUUUCACAACAACCACUGUUGCCACGACGACCACUGUUCCAACAACAACUACUGUUCCCAUGACGACCACUGUGCCCACAACAACUACUGUACCUAUGACGACCAUCGUUCCCACGACAACCACUGUUCCCACAACAACCACCGUUGUCAAGACAGUCACUGUUCCCACGACAACCAUUAUUCCCAUGACGACCACUGUUUCCACGACAACCACGGUUCCCACGAAAACUGCGACUGCCACGACACUAAUGGUUCCAACAACCGUCGCCAAGACAACAACUUCCCCAGCUGUAGCGGUUACCAUGACAACCGUGAAGACACCCACAACUGUGAUGGAAACGACGACUCUUAACAACAAGAUCAACAAAGACGUGACAUACAGGCAGAGAGGAGAUGUACACAUCCCUCGACAUCCGUCUCAAAACCAGGUCUGGGAGUUUGACAUCGAGCUGGGAAACACGGCGGAGGACGCGAGAGACGACCCAGAGGUGGACGCUCUGACCUGUGGCUUUGAUCAGGGACUCUGUGAUUGGACGUCUGACAGAGACGGAGACGUCCACUGGGAGACGGUGGACAGUCCUGCAGGAGGACGCUUCCUGUCCGUCCCGGAGCUGAAGGCGGGACAGAGGAGCGUCCGUGGUGCUCGAUUGGUCGUCCAGGUCGUCCCGCCCUGGAGCCACGGCGAGCUGUGCCUCUCCUUCUCCCAUUGGCUGACGGGGCGUCAGGUGGGCGUGUUGCAGCUGUUCGUCAGGAGGACAGGACGAGACCGAAGGUAUGGCUCCGCCCUCUGGAGCAGGACAGGUGGACAUGGCUGGAGGCGCACAACAGUUACCAUGGCAACGCACUCUGUGGACCGGGUGCUGCUGAAAGCUGAGCGCCGGAUUGGACGACACGGGCAGAUCGCAAUUGAUGACGUCACACUGAGACGGGGGCCGUGCUGACGUUUUCAGUUUCUCAGUGUGUUAUCGUGUGUGUGUGUGUGUGUGUGUGUGUGUGUGUGUGUGUGUGUGCAUGCAUGUGUGUGUGUGUGUGUUCAGGUGCUUCAAGCAGGAACUUCAUAGUGUUUAAAGAGCUGCUGUUUGUCGAGAAACUAGUUUCACUGUCUUUUAUUUUGAAAAUGUCGUCACUGAACCCCAAAAAAUCAGUUUUCAAAAUAAAAGAUUAUUUCUAACGACUGUU
Messenger RNA from Salarias fasciatus (jewelled blenny), 2657 nucleotides. RefSeq names its product nephronectin-like. The transcript has 14 exons. The record is from RefSeq and is a predicted model, not a curated record. Gene Ontology annotation, molecular function: calcium ion binding. Lineage: Eukaryota; Metazoa; Chordata; Actinopteri; Blenniiformes; Blenniidae. The coding region runs from base 248 to 2419 and encodes 723 amino acids. Gene Ontology annotation, cellular component: membrane.